Messenger RNA from Chinchilla lanigera (long-tailed chinchilla), 891 nucleotides. Its product is annotated as vomeronasal type-1 receptor 2-like. NCBI's taxonomy places the organism in Eukaryota, Metazoa, Chordata, Mammalia, Rodentia, Chinchillidae. Gene Ontology annotation, cellular component: membrane. Gene Ontology annotation, molecular function: pheromone receptor activity. The record is from RefSeq and is a predicted model, not a curated record. The coding region runs from base 1 to 891 and encodes 296 amino acids. Gene Ontology annotation, biological process: G protein-coupled receptor signaling pathway. The transcript has a single exon.
AUGGAUUUGAAAUUUGGGAUAAUAUUUCUUUUCCAGAUUGUCAUUGGAACCAUGGGGAAUUUCUCACUCUUAUAUAAUUAUAUGUUUCUCCACUUCAGUGGAUACAGGCCAAGGCCAACAGAUUUAUUUCUCAGACACCUGAUUGUGGCCAAUUCCUUAGUCAUUCUCUCCAGAGGGAUGCCAGAGACCAUGGAAGUUUUUGGGAAGGAGCACUUCCUUGAUGAUCUUGGAUGCAAAUUUGUUUUCUAUCUUCACAGGGUGGGCAGGGGUGUGUCCAUUGACACCACCUGCCUAUUGAGUGUCUUCCAGGCCAUCACCCUCAGCCCAGGGAACUCCAUCUGGGCACACCUGAAAAUGAAAGCCCUGAAAUACAAGGGUCCAUCUAUCAUCCUCUGCUGGGUGCUGCACCUGCUGUUAACUAUUAGACUUCCUGUUCUUAUCACUGAUAAAAGAAACAAGAAAAACUUCUCAAAAACUAUAGAUUUUCAACAUUGUUCAGUGAUGCUCCCUGAGAAUAACACAGGCACAGUUUUUGCAGCAAUGACAUUAUCCCAUGACAUUUUGUGUUUAAAUCUCAUGAUCUGGGCCAGUGGUUCCAUGGUUCUUAUUCUGUACCGGCACAAGCAGCGGGUCCAGCAUAUCCACAGACAAAGCUCAUCUAGAUCUUCCCCUGAGACCAGAGCUUCUCAAAACAUCCUUGCUCUGGUGAGUGCCUUUGUGUUCUUCUACACCCUGUCCUCCACCCUUCAUGCAUGCUUUACUCUUGUUGAUAAAAGAGCUUUGUGGCUAAUCAGCAGCACUCCCAUAAUCAGUGCUGGUUUCCCUACUAUCAGCCCCUUUAUUCUCAUGAGUCAUGAAUGCUCUGUGUCCAGGCUCUUCCGGAAGAAGUGA